AUGCAUCCAACGCACACGAUCAUGACGGAUCGCCCUGAACUGAUGUCUCGACCAUGUCCUGCGAUCUAUUCGUCCGCUUGGCUUGGCAACGACGGCAUCAGGGAUCUCUACUCCUCUCCGAAGCAUGCAGAUACCGAUCCCAAUGGCAACCUUAAUUCGCUCCCUUUUCGAGGACCAGUCACAUUACGGCCCGGUUUCUACGCCGUCCCCUUUAUUGUGCCAAUUGCGGAGACGGCUUAUCCAUCCAUCCUGAUUUCGGGAAUCUGGACGAGGUCUGGGCAAGCCUCGACCCAGACCAGGUAA
Molecule: messenger RNA, 303 nt
Organism: Protopolystoma xenopodis
Lineage: Eukaryota; Metazoa; Platyhelminthes; Monogenea; Polystomatidea; Polystomatidae
Source: the annotation of a GenBank genome assembly